CCUCAAUUAUGAAUGGUUCGGCCUGGAGCUUUAGGCUGUCUUAGAAGUACAACCGGGUCGUCGUAUCCUUUAUCCACAAUGGGUCCUCCCGGAAGUCAGAUGCUAACAUCACAUGCUGUCGUCGGCACCACAGAAAGUGGUCUGCUUGGAUGCCGUAAGACGCACAUGAAAGAGAGGAAAUGUAGUCUCGUACAUGUACAUCUCGGAAGAGUGAUCAGAUCUCCUUUCCGAUUUGCCUUGUGUGAGCUUUACGAUAUACUUUCCGGGGUGCAUUUUGCCAUCUUUCACGAACAGCCUCUUCCAAGACAGUGGCAUAUCGUGAGAUGGGAGGCUACGACCGCCACUGCUGAGAAAUAUGGAAUCAAAGAGUCAAAAGGUCGCAGCAUCUCUUGACAUCCGAACAGUGUCAAUAUGCUGUGACUGAUAAGUUUAUAUGAGUUACUUUGCUGAAGGAGAGGUGAUAUUAAGAUCUACGCGAUACGUGUAUGAUGAUAUUAAAGAGUAUCUUGCCACAGCAUGACAAUUGGUACCAAAUAUUGUGCAGAGAGAUUGCAAGAAUAAAUUUCCAACUUGCGACGGUAGGGUACUCACUCAUUCAGUACCUGUUGUGCAAACUUUCAUCGAUAGCUUUUAAUUUAUG
Messenger RNA from Marchantia polymorpha subsp. ruderalis, 640 nucleotides. The record is from the annotation of a GenBank genome assembly. NCBI's taxonomy places the organism in Eukaryota, Viridiplantae, Streptophyta, Marchantiopsida, Marchantiales, Marchantiaceae.